Molecule: messenger RNA, 1796 nt
Organism: Lineus longissimus
Lineage: Eukaryota; Metazoa; Nemertea; Pilidiophora; Heteronemertea; Lineidae
Product: holothin acyltransferase-like
Exons: 3
Coding region: 91-1011 (306 amino acids)
Molecular function (GO): acyltransferase activity, transferring groups other than amino-acyl groups
Source: RefSeq, a predicted model, not a curated record
UGGAACCUGUUCUGACUUUCUUUUGAGGUUUCGACUACACAGUAAAAGAAGUGUACGUUGGACCCCAUACUACCAAUUUAGGCUGGCACCAUGAGUUCGAAUUCAAUCAAAGAUAUUUCCAAAGAUCUCAAAACUGAAGUCGUCGUUCGUCAAUCAACAGAAAGAGCUGAAUGGGAGGAGUUGCUCCGCCUCACCAAUGAGGAGAACUGGAACUACACGAUCUCCGACUUCGAAGUCUAUUUCAGGUGCGACCCGGAAGGUGUCUUCGUGGCACUGAUUGAUGGAAAACCUGUGGGUUUUACGGUAGCCAUUAACUGGAGCGACGAGAUCGCAGUGGGAGGGUUGUCCAUCGUCAACAAAAGGUACAGGGGACAAGGAAUAGGCAAAGCUUUGUGGUCGGAAAGAAUAAAGCACAUCGGGGACAGGAGCUUUAUGCUCUUCUCCGUGCAAAACAGAGUCGAGGCCAACAUGAGGUUAGGAUUCAAGGUCGAACUAUGCCGAAUGCACAUUAUGUGUGGAAAAGUUAAUAAAAAAACUAUAUCCGUGUCGCGUGCUGGAAUUGAUCACCACUGUAUUGUACAUUUUAAGGAAGGACAUUUUGAUCGGAUCCUUGCCUAUGAUAACUUGAUCCAUUAUAUCAAACCCCGUGAGGCUUUUCUCAGGUUAUGGUUUGCCAAGGACGAGGCAAGGGUCGCAGUCGCAAUGACUGGUGAUCGAGUGGUGGGUUAUGGGUGCAUCUACCCGACUAGUGAAGGUUACAUAAUCGGGCCCUUGUACGCCGAUGCUGGUGACAUCGCUGCUGACCUGCUCGGUAGGCUCCUGGAGACUGUUCCCGAACCAGAACCGGAAAUAUCCAUGUUCGUCUUCAACGACAAUGCAGGAUUCCAGCUCGCGAAAGAACUAAAUAUGUCUUUUCGGUCACAAAAUGAUGCAGCAAUGUGUACGAAGAAAAUUCGGUAUAAGACGGACCAAAUUUAUGCAACUUUUGGUCCAUCAUUGACAUUUGUGUAGGGCCGUUAUGAUAGACACCACUGUGAUAUGUAAGGGCGGUUUCGGCAUAUACCACUGGCAAAAGGUGCAGAGAAGAUAAGGACCGGUGUGACAGCGGAUAUAGUCCCCCUGGAGUCGUAGUCCGGUAGCAUUGUAUUUGACCAAUUAAGCAGCAUGAUCUAUUGUACCGUUAACCCGAACCAAAACAUUUAGCAAUGCGGGCUAUUGUUACACGGACUAUCAGCCCUAGGACUACUAUCCCCGCCACACCGGCGUUCCUGGUUUUUGCUCUCACACCAAUGUCAUCAGGACAAUGAUUAGAACGUCUUCGCAAUUGCUUGUUAGAGACUGUCGCCUAGUAGAGUGUGGGACAGAGCUCAUUGCCUCAAUCAGGUGUCACUGGUGGUAGAACCUCCCAUGGGCAGAAAGAAGGGAGCACGUCGUGGACAUUUUCUCUCAGCACUUACAAAUGAAUAAGACUGUGCAUAGAAGUAUAUAGUAAUAAUCUGUAAUCUAUUCUAACUUGUCGAGAAUACAUCGUGUACAAUUUAAUUUGUGUAUGAUAUAUACAUUAUAAGCUCAUCCUAGAAUAUAAAAUUGAUUCUCCAGCGCAAGUUCAGUGUGAAUCAGGUUUAAGUACUAUCUCAUGCCUUAGCUUUGAGUUGCCUAUAACAGUCUUCACAAAAUGCAUCCAUGUAAGGCAGGUAGAUUAUAUAUAUAGAGCUCUAAAAUGAAUUAUUCAACAAAAGCAGUCCUUGAAUUCAUGUGAUUAUAUGCAUGCAAAAACUAAGUUCUGUAUAACCCAA